Molecule: messenger RNA, 3673 nt
Organism: Oncorhynchus masou masou (cherry salmon)
Lineage: Eukaryota; Metazoa; Chordata; Actinopteri; Salmoniformes; Salmonidae
Product: transient receptor potential cation channel subfamily A member 1
Exons: 21
Coding region: 320-2833 (837 amino acids)
Biological process (GO): calcium ion import across plasma membrane
Cellular component (GO): plasma membrane
Molecular function (GO): protein binding; calcium channel activity
Source: RefSeq, a predicted model, not a curated record
AGGUACAGUACUGCAGGUAGCUCACUAGUAAACAAACAGCUGGAAGGAAAAACAGUGACUGGGCCUGCAGAAGACUUUCCUUUUACCUGAUAUCCGCCUAACAACAAUCCACUUCACAUCUCUCUGGAUCACACGGCUUUAGCAGGUUCAGAGUCUACCGGAAUAUACCAACUCCCUGUGUUUUGAGUGAAAGCCUUUGUUUGGAAAUAGCCACUCAUUGUAGAGUUACCGUACCUACACUGGUAGGCUGGUCGCAGUCAUAUUGGAGCUGUGUAGUUAAUUGUUUACAGAGAAGCCUUCAGGCCUGGAACACGGCAGGAUGAGGAGACUGAACCGGGUUAGUGCCUCUGGCCGUUACAACCCUGCCAUGGAGAUGGAGAUGACUGAUGGAAUUGUCAACCAGUCUGAACAGCAGCCAGUUGUUGGAAGUGCGAACGCAAAGACAUCUGUGUCCAGUGCUGCGAAGGCAGCAGCCCAGUGGGCGUCAUACACCUGCAGCCGCUGGAAACGAGUCUGCCGUCAGUGUGUGAAGAGAAAACCCACAGGGGAAUUCUUUGAGACCAUGUACAAAGGCCUGGCCUUGGAUGAAGAUGUCAUAGAUGGAGGAGACAAAAGCUUCCACCUCAAUAAAAGACUGCUAGACCAUUUCAGAGAUCUGGCUUCCUGCAAUCAGGACACUGAUGAGGUGGACCUUCAGUACCUGAGUGAUGUAAUCGCAGAUGGAGCCGACCCCAACUCAACAGACCGAUACGGACAAACUGUCUUGCAUGAGAUCUCGAGGGCGUGGAACGUGGACGUGAUGCGUUUCUUCCUGGACAGGGGGGCUGAUGUUCUGCGUCCUGACUCCUACGGGGUCACGCCCCUGCACGUUGCUGCAGCUCUGGACUACGAGGAGAUGAUCCACUUCUUGUUGGAGAGGAAAGCCGACAUUGGUGCUCAGACCAACAUGGAUCAUCAGACACCUCUGCACUACGCUGCUAAGAAUGACGCGGUAGGGGCAGUCAAGGUGCUGCUGCAGUAUGGGGCAGACAUCUCCGCACGAGACUACAAAAGGAGAACCCCUCUACAACUAGCUGCCAACCUAGACAGGAGUGAGGCUGCACGGACACUAAUGGAACUAGGGGCUGAUGCUGGGGUAAAGGACUCUGAUGGUCAGCUUUGCAUCACCGCCAUGAUUGAUAAGAUGACCUCAGUGGCUCAUUUGGCUCUGAACCAGUUCCAUGUGACUGACCGGAUGACCAGGCAGCAGUUCUACUACCUUCACCUGCUGGAGCCAGAGCCACCCUGCAAGCAGAAUCCACCAGGACAGGGCUCACAAGAGGGUGUUGCCAGUGAGCCUACAUCACCAUUGGAGUUCAUAGUACACCAGGGGAAGUUGGAUCUCAUCAUGCACCCUGUGGUUCUGAAGCUCAUCACUGUCAAGUGGAAACUAUAUGGCAGGUUGGGGGCUUGGAUACUCCUACUCCUUAACUUCCUGUUUAUAGUCUCCUGGACGACCGUGGCCAUCUCUGUGUCUGUCAUCCGAACCGAGGAGCCUUAUGUUUUCCCUGAGGACUGGUGGCGUGUGUUUGGGGUGGUGGUGGCUCUGGGGCUAACAGUGGUGGAGGUGGGCCGGGAAGUGGCAGAGAUGAUAGGCUCCAGCAGGAAGCUAAGGAGCUGGCAGAGAUGGUGUGAGCAUCGCACCAAUGAUGACCUGCGCUGCACACACCCAAUGUGGCCCGAGGAAAAGCAUUUCUUGGAAGAGCAAAUCAAGUUGAUCCACCGUAUGAAGGGAAACUACUUACAAGACCCCUGGAACAUCUUUGAUUGGCUGGUGUACAUACUGCUGAUGGCUGUGUUCGGGAUCCAUGUGGCAGACAUCUUCUUGCUGGGAGGAACACUGCGGGACUACAGCCUGCGCCUCUUCGCUGUGGUCAUCAUCUUCCUCUGGCUCCGGCUGAUGAAACACGUCCGAGCCUUCAGGGUUAUGGGUCCUUUCAUUGUCAUGCUGGGGAAGAUUGUGGGGGAUGUGCUACGUUUCCUCUUCCUAUAUGCAGAGAUCUUUAUCCCUUACGCGUGUGCCUUCUGGAUUAUAUUUGGAGGUCAGGCGUCAAUACCCAGUAUGCGGACUGUACCCCAGCUGCUCUACAGCCUGUACCGCAUCACUCUGGUGGACGAGUAUGAGUUUAACGCCAUGGUGGAAGUGGACUCGAUCAUGGCCCACUUCCUCUGUGGUACCUUUCUGGCUCUGUCCUCCAUUCUGUGUGUCAACCUGAUGAUUGCCCUUCUCUCGGACACCUUCCAAAGGGUGUAUGACAAUGCACUGGCCAAUGCAGUAAUGCAGCAAGCAGCCAUUAUCCUGCAGGUGGAGGAAUCCAUGCCCCGUCUCUGCCGUUUCUAUGACGACCAGCACAUCCACCGCUUCUGUGCCCCUCUUGGGGAGUUAUACGACGAUGACAUCAGAACUGACUCAAAGCGGCACGCUGAGCUGAAGACGAUCACCACUCAGAUCAAGGAGACCCUAGAUGAGUUCCUGGAGAUCCAAAAAGAAGUGAAUCCCCCCGAACAAGGACGACCUGAUGAGAGUGACAGGGCCUCAGGGGAGAGGUGCUUCUCAUUCCCUGUGCAGGGGGAACACCUGCAGACUCUGCAGAGGCUCCAGGUGGACCAGACCCAGCAGAGCCAGGACCUCAGUGCCCUGAGGGCAGACAUGAAGAACCUGCAGGCCCUGAUCCACCAACUGAUCCAGUCCCAGACCAGCUCAUGUGUGGGCUGUGGUGUGACUGUAAAGGCAGCAGAAAGCACUGGGUCAGAGCCCGUCGAAGCGCCACCAUACAGGGCCUCAACAGGUUGACUCCUUGAUGCUGAAGAUGCUUGUAACCACAGAGACUGCACAAGCAACACAAGAUCCAGGACUAAACAACAAGGAUGAAACCUUCUAACUAGCAUCUAUCUCCUUAUCAGUUUUUAGGUUAUUCAGAUAAUUUAUGGUAUCUUAUGGUAUGACUACAAUACAUGCAGUAUAUGUUUGCUAAUCUAAUAGAUGCGGUAAAGAGGUCAAAUGGAAGCAUAUUGUGGAGGAUAGGAGGAGGACGCCGGAUUGGCGCAUAUUCAACGAAUCGGAUAUUCUUCAAAUCUGUCAAAUCCGGUUCCGGUGGCAUGCAUUGAAAUGCGUUGCUUUUCUUUUGCAAAAUAAAUAUUUUCAAAUAAUUGUUAACAUAUAACAUCACAUUAAGGUGUGGGACAUUUACUGUAUUACAAGGAACAAUAGCAGCAAACAAAGCCUUUUUUUGGCGACUUUUUCUAAUCAUAGUCACACAUAGUCACACCUCAUGGAGCCUAUCCCAUACGCCUAUAUGUUUUGAUAAGGUUUGUUUCACAACUAAAGUGGCCAAAUAAAUUCUUAAUAUUAAGAUCAUUAAUCCACUUUACAAGGGGGGUAGAGCCUAACUGGCAUACAUUAGCAGUGAGUGUGUUUCAUAAAUGCACCUUUAUCAUAUAAAAGCAGUACAUGCAUAAUCACAUUUGCGGUCACUUUUGAUAAUGGUGUUUUCCCGCUAAUGGAACAUUCACGCUUAUAGCCUACUGCUAUGUGCGCAUUGCUGUACUUAUAAUGUGAAGAAAUAGACUAAUAGUUUGUCAACAUUCAAAGCUAAACGUUCUGAUCUGUGUCAUCAGCCACAUUGCGUAAAAA